AUGUCUGCUUAUAUUAGAGGCCAAGUAUGUGGUGUAGAUAAUUGUCCGUCCCGUCUAUGGCGUAUAAUAGACGGUAGAAGAACAUGCCAAUAUGGUCAUGUUAUGGAAGGUGACGUUGAAUUCAAUGACGAUGAUGAUAACGUUACCAUGGGUGGUGUCAUGACUAGAAGAUUGAACCUGACUACUAAUGCUAUUGGGAAUUUCCAAUCAAGUUUGAGCUUGUCUCAAUUGCAAAGUUCACAACAAUUUAUCAAGCAGAAAAAACUUUAUGGCCACGAUGCUAAUAUCUUAUUCUUAAAAUGCUUCCAAUUUAUUUUAAAAAAACAAUGUAUACAGUUAGUUAGCACACAUGGCUUCCCAGAGCAUUUCGUUAAAGUCGUGAAAAUUUUUUGGAUGAAAUACAUUAAACAUCUUGACGAUAAUGAUCCAUCAUCGUCGAAAAAUGAUUUCAAUGACAUUAUUGAAACUGAAGAAAUGACAGAUAUUGAUGAGAAUGAGACUAGAAACAAUGAUAUAACAACAACUACUAGACGGAAAAAUAAGAAUAAAAUUGGACUACAUAUGUCAUCCACUAUUGCCAUCUUAUAUAUGGCAUCUGUUCAUUUGGGACUACCCGUUUACACUUCUGAUUUUAUUCAAUGGAUAUGUACAACUGAUCUGGUAUAUUUUAAAGCCAAUGAAUCUCUUCCAAAAGCAUGGAAAGAAACUCUGCCGAAUCAUUACCUAGGUAUCUUCGAAGGUGGGAAACCUCCAACAACUCUACAAUUACAACACAAAGUCAUAUCGAUUUGUCACAGUAUCAAUUUUAAUGCAGAUUUUAAUAAUCUGAUAAAUUAUGAAGGUUUGGUAUUAAAACUUACCCUUUUAAUACCCUUACCUCCAGAAUUUUAUACUCGUACACUGAAAUUUAUUCAAAGAAUAGAAGAUACGAAAAAUCUCCAUCUAAUAGAGAGGGAUACAAGAAAUUUUACUCAACAUCAUUUAUACCCAGAAAUAAAAGUCAUUACCUAUUUCAUCCUGACUAUUAAGUAUAUCCUUCUAUUAGACGAACAAGCCCCCAGAAAAAAAUAUAAAUCAAGUUGGAUACGUUCUCUUUUGUUACAGCAUCAAAAAUUGAUCUCAACGUUAGAUCCAAGCAAAAACACCGUCGAUAAAACCAUUGCACAAACUGUGUACGAUGAAAAUAAGAAAGAUCUCUUUGAUUGGUCGAAUCAAGAAACAACCACCUAUUUAGAUUGGAUAGAAAAAUCAUAUUUAUCCCUUCAAGGAGAAUCUAGUAGUGAAUUCGAUGAUACAAUGUCAGUAGAUCAAAGGAUUGCCAGAAGAAAACUUUAUCAAAUUUUCCGAUUAAUUUCAAAUGAGGGGCAAUCUAAGACCUCGACUACAUCACAGCAACGAGAUCCGACGUUUAUUGAAGAAUUACAAGAAAAAUAUGCCCAAUUACAAUCAUUAUCAGGAAAUGAUGAUGGUAAUGAUAGUCUUGAUGAAGAUGAUGGGACAGAUUAUGAAAACAGAAAAACACUUAUACACCAAUUACAAUGCCUAAUAGUCGAUAAGAUUACCUUAGAAUUCAAUAUUCCUAAGGAGGAUAUGAUAAGAUGCGUUAGCAGGACAGAGAGAGAUUGUAGCCAUAAAAUAAAGACGAAAGAAAUUGCACACCAAUCGUGCUAA
Messenger RNA from Naumovozyma dairenensis CBS 421, 1671 nucleotides. RefSeq names its product Rrn7p (gene RRN7). The coding region runs from base 1 to 1671 and encodes 556 amino acids. Gene Ontology annotation, molecular function: RNA polymerase I core promoter sequence-specific DNA binding. Gene Ontology annotation, cellular component: RNA polymerase I core factor complex; RNA polymerase transcription factor SL1 complex. The transcript has a single exon. NCBI's taxonomy places the organism in Eukaryota, Fungi, Ascomycota, Saccharomycetes, Saccharomycetales, Saccharomycetaceae. The record is from RefSeq and is a predicted model, not a curated record. Gene Ontology annotation, biological process: RNA polymerase I preinitiation complex assembly; nucleolar large rRNA transcription by RNA polymerase I.